Messenger RNA from Pisolithus orientalis, 651 nucleotides. RefSeq lists its product as uncharacterized. The record is from RefSeq and is a predicted model, not a curated record. The transcript has 4 exons. The coding region runs from base 1 to 651 and encodes 216 amino acids. NCBI's taxonomy places the organism in Eukaryota, Fungi, Basidiomycota, Agaricomycetes, Boletales, Pisolithaceae.
AUGCUACCAUUUGCAUCUUCCUUAUGCAUACUCGCCGCCCUUGCCACUGGCUCAUUUGCCCUCCAAAGUACCGCUGCAGUCUCCUCAGCUCCCGAUGUCAGUAAAUCUAGGAUGUAUUCAAGCGCAAUAUCCAGCGUCAUAGCAGCGGUGACACCUAUGCUGGCGUUGAUAUAUUUCUGCCCUCUGUACCUGCUCUAUAGACAUUCUAAGCGCAACCCACGUCCAUUGAACAAGAUGUCUGGCAUGCGGAUGCAACAGUACGGACCACUCGUUUAUGUCUUCCUGUUGUUCAAUAGCUUAGCUGCGAUUGCGGAUGCCACUUGGUUGUUACUCCAGUACAAGUACAACAACAACGCCCCCGACCCGAUGUUGCGGUCAGGAGUACGGUUCCUCUUAUUUGCUGGGUGCUGGACAACUGUGACUGCCGGCACAUACACGCUCUUUUUCUUAGACCCCAUAUGGUCUCGUCGCCCGAUUGCGUCAAUUGGAACGCAGGCAGUUUGGGUCCUGGUGACGUGGGUGUUCUGGGUCUCAGGGACUGGGCUUCUCGACAAGUCCUCUCCGUUAUUCACAAGCUUCUCGUGCGAAGAAGUGGUGUACUGCGGUCAACUGAAGGCACUCUUCGGCAAGUCAGUCUCCCGAUUUUCCUGA